AUGUCUGGGAAGGAGCAGCAGCGUGAAGAGUCUUCAGGCAUCCCAUCAAGAAGCUCCUCUUCCCUGCUACCUACCAGCAGUAGGCCCUGCAAGCGGAAGAUUCCCCUGCCGCUUUUUCUGCUGCUGCCAUGGCUGAGGUCGCCCCCAUCGGGGAAGGAGGCACUGACAUGGGAUCGAGCUUCUGAUCCCAUUUGGGGAAUUCCACUCAAGAAGAAUGAAGGCCCUUUUCAUUCUGUCAGAGCCACAACACCUCUUAUUUCUGACCUCCCCACACCUCCUAGCAUCCCACCUUUCUCCUUCCAGCCACCAUCGCACGAAAAGGAAGCCCCAACACCAAUUUGUGUAGAUUCUCCCCCUCUUUUAUACAUACCUACCCCUCUUCCAGUCCCUACCAUCAAUCCCCCUAUUUUAACUGGGCAGCCCAUGACUUCUAUGGCAAUCCCUUCCACCAGCACGGUCAUGGCAUCUGGAAGUUUGACCUUGAAGCCUACUGUACAUGCUGAGGUCUACAUGGACACUACUGCCCCUUCCCAAGCUGUCAUUUUUAGGUCUCCCCCAGGUUUCAGGGUGGAGCAGAGGCAUCCUGCAGGGGUACCAGGCCCCCCAUGUAUGGCUUCAGCCAUCAUCGGUGCUUCAGCAGGCAGAAACGCUGACAGUGAAGCUAUGAACACCACACCUUCCCAGUCUGUCAUUUUCCAGUCUGUCCCUUUCUCUAGGCAGCACCAACAGCCAUUUCACAGGGCUGUUCCUAGUUCUGGGAACACACCACCCAGUGGCAGCAAUGCCUCAGUCCAUGCAUGCCUCGACGCAUUUACCUGCAAGGCCGAACUAGGGGCCAACGAUGGGCAGAGGCCUAACGAGUAUUUUCUAUUGGGAAACCCAGCAGCCUCAGCACAAGAUAAAAUCCUAGUCGCUCCUGCAGCCUAG
Molecule: messenger RNA, 927 nt
Organism: Physeter macrocephalus (sperm whale)
Lineage: Eukaryota; Metazoa; Chordata; Mammalia; Artiodactyla; Physeteridae
Product: nuclear pore-associated protein 1-like
Exons: 4
Coding region: 1-927 (308 amino acids)
Source: RefSeq, a predicted model, not a curated record